This is a messenger RNA of Trifolium pratense (red clover), 2789 nucleotides long. RefSeq names its product E3 ubiquitin-protein ligase XBAT32. Lineage: Eukaryota; Viridiplantae; Streptophyta; Magnoliopsida; Fabales; Fabaceae. Gene Ontology annotation, molecular function: protein binding. The record is from RefSeq and is a predicted model, not a curated record. The coding region runs from base 1008 to 2558 and encodes 516 amino acids. The transcript has 11 exons.
GUUCCGCUAAGGAAUGAAAAUGAAAUGAAUUUUUGUGUUCUCUCGCAAAGAGAAGGGACAAAGACAGAAACAACACAACUAACUGCUUCUAUUCUACUACUACCUUAAGAAUAAGAAGUUGACUCUCUCUUUCUUAAUUAUUAACAUUCCAAUCAUGCUCACAACAAAAACGCCUUUUCAUCUUCUUCUCUUUCUUCUUAUCAUAUGAUUCUCUCUCUCUCUGUUGUUGCCGCCGCUUGUAUAUACCAUCUAUCUGUCACACAUAUUUUUAAUCCAUCUCCUUAUUUUUAGCUAUUUUCCAAUUUUAGCAUUUUUAUUUUCAUCUUCGUUGUAAUUCAUUUUCUUUUUUUCCCAUCCCUGAGCUCAAUGGAGAAGGUGGUUUCAAUUCAAUCACCAAUCUUCUCCUAAUCUAUCUAUCUUUUUUCAAGAAGGGGAAAAACAAACAAACAAAUUCAUCAUUUUAUAACUUAGCAUGAAAUUAGGAAUUUUUAACAAUUGGGAGCUGCAUCCUUUCGUCAAAGUUGAGUUCUUUAUAAGGAAUCUUGAGAUUUUCAUGUCAGGGGCACGAUAUUCUCUUGAUCAAUUUGGAAUAGAAUAGAGAUUCUUCUUUUAAGGUACAAAGAUUUUCUUUUGAAAAUUGUGCUUUUUUAGUAUACUAUUAUUUGGUUUUCUUGAAAUUCACGUUUUUUUUUAAUUUAAAAAUUACUACAAAUGAUUGAUUUUUUGUUUUUUUAAUAUUUAAUGAGCAGUUUGAGACCCAGGAAUUCAACUGUUGCCUAGGUUUAAGGAUCAUGUGAUAGUGGUUUUUGGCAGUUUCAAUUAAUUCCUUUGGUGAAUUGAAUGAAUGAAUGAAGGAUUCUAUAUAUAUAAGAUUUUUGGAUUGAUUAAGGUUUGAAGAUUCUAUGUCAGGCAAUUUUUGAUAAGGCAGUGACUGUGAAGGACAAGGACCCCUUUUCCUUCUGAUUGUAGUUAAUUGUUGUUUUGAUUAAUUAAUUAAUUUGAGGGAUAUGAGAUUUCUAAGCCUAGUUGGGAAUUCUUUUGGAUGUUCUGCAUCUGGGGAGAGAUUAGUUUCUGCAGCCAGAGAUGGUGAUGUUCAAGAGGCUAAGGCCUUAUUGGAAUAUAAUCCACGACUUGCAAGGUAUUCGACAUUUGGAGUUCGUAAUUCUCCUUUGCAUUACUCUGCAGCUCAUGGCCACCAUGAGAUAGUGUAUCUAUUGCUUGAGUCUGGCGUUGAUAUUAAUCUCAGGAAUUAUCGUGGUCAGACUGCAUUGAUGCAAGCUUGCCAACAUGGUCACUGGGAGGUGGUUCAGACUCUGAUUAUUUGUAAAGCCAAUAUUCAUAAAGCAGAUUACCUAAAUGGAGGUACUGCCCUCCAUUUGGCUGCUUUAAAUGGCCAUACUCGGUGCAUUCGGCUACUCCUAGCAGACUAUAUACCAAGCAUUCCUAACUUUUGGGCUAUAUUACAAGCAGGUGAUCGCAAAUCAAUCACAGAAUUUGAUCAACGUGGUAUUUGCGAGGUAAUUAACAAAACUUCUGAUGGAGGCAUCACUGCUCUGCAUAUGGCAGCAUUGAAUGGGCAUGUUGAAACUGUGCAGUUGCUCUUGGACUUGGGAGCUUCUUUGUCCGAGGUUACCGUAGAGGAUGGAACUACUAUUGAUUUAAUCGGUUCUGGUAGCACUCCACUUCAUUAUGCUGCAUGUGGUGGAAAUGCACAAUGUUGUCAAUUAUUGAUUGCCAAAGGUGCUAGUCUCACUGCUGAGAAUGCAAAUGGAUGGACUCCCUUGAUGGUUGCUCGUUCCUGGCAUAGAAGCUGGCUUGAGGACACCUUAAAAUCACCUCCAGCCGAAAAUUUACAAGUUCUUCCUUCGCCAUAUCUCUCCCUCCCAAUUAUGAGCAUUAUGAAAAUUGCUAGAGAAUGUGGAUGGAGGACAAGUGAAUUAGCACCUAUAUGCUUAGAUCCAUGUGCAGUUUGUUUGGAAAGGAAAUGUAUGGUCGCUGUUGAAGGUUGUGAUCAUGAAUUCUGCACACAAUGUGCAUUGUACCUUUGUUCUACAAACUCAGCUUCAACUAGCAAACAUGGUCCCCCAGGUUCAAUUGCAUGUCCUCUCUGUCGCCAUGGCAUAGUCUCAUUUGUUAAACUUCCACACACAAGACCACUACCAAAAGUAAUGCAAAGGACAACAACAAACUUGUCCUUAACAUCAUUUUGCACGUGUUCAAGUGAAGUACUUGGUGAUUCCAAUGACAUCACAACACCAUUUUGCAAACCAACAUCUUCACGUGUAUCCAAAACUUCUUCUUCCCCUUCAAGAAAAUUUCGUUCAUUGAGUUGUCAAUUCUCUUCUUUCAGAAUCAACUCUAGUCUUUGUUUGGGAGCUGAUGUCACUCCUUCAUUGGUUCCUUGCACAAGUGUGAGUAGAAACUUGAGGAACCAUUUGACAAGAUGUUCUGGUUCUUCUGGUUCUGGUUUUGGAAGAUCAAGUUCUCAAUCUGAGAGAAGGAAAUCAUCUUGGUUUUGUUCACUCAAUCAAUCUGUUUCUACUGGAAGUGGAUGCUGAUUAAUUAUAUUCCUUCUUUUUUUGACAUUUUUAUGCUUUUCAUUUUAUCAUCACACAAAUAUAUAAAAGCAGUAUCAUAUUCAUCUAAGUUAUAAAAUUUAUAUUCAUGAGAGUAUCAUACACUGUUGACAAAUUAUAUAUUAGCUUGUAAAUAACAUCACAAUUGUUGAACAAGCAAUCCCUUGUUUUGGCAACAAGUUUGUAUUAAUCAUAGUACUCCUUUCAUGUGUA